Phyllostomus hastatus (greater spear-nosed bat) is the source of this 651-nucleotide messenger RNA. RefSeq names its product ribonuclease A family member 10 (inactive) (gene RNASE10). NCBI's taxonomy places the organism in Eukaryota, Metazoa, Chordata, Mammalia, Chiroptera, Phyllostomidae. Gene Ontology annotation, molecular function: nucleic acid binding. The record is from RefSeq and is a predicted model, not a curated record. The transcript has a single exon. The coding region runs from base 1 to 651 and encodes 216 amino acids.
AUGAAGCUGACUCUGGUGCAAAUCUUUUUUGUGUUGUUGCUGCUGUUGCUGGGCUUGGGGAUGGGCCUGGGGUUGGGGCUUCGGAUGGCUGCAGCAGUCCUGGAAGACAGUGAGGAAUCACUGAGUGAAUUUUGGUCCAGUGACUCACAGGACAAAGCCAAGGCUACUGAGGAGGCAGAAGGCAUCCGAACAACAGAAACCCUGCUGCUUAGCAACAAAGGGGUGGUACAACCUGGCUGGCCAGAAGACUCCAUCCUCAAUGAAGAUGAAGUUGGAGGAAACAAGAUGCUCAGAGCUGAGGGUCUCUUUCAGAGCAACAAAGACUAUCCCAGGCUUGACCUGAUGGCCCGGGAAUGCAAUGCCUUGAUGGCACACAAGAUGAAGGAGCACAACCACACAUGCAUAACCCAGUACACGUUCGUCCAUGAGGAGCUAGACACAGUCAGAGCUGUCUGUAAUGGUCCUGUUGUUGCCUGUGAGCUCCAGGGAGGCAAGUGUCACAAAAGCUCCCGUCCUUUUGAUUUGACACUUUGCAAGUUAUCCCAACCAGGCCAAGUCACUCCUCACUGCAAUUACCUAACUUUCAUUUUUGAAAAAUUCAUUAUUAUAUCCUGUAAUGACAUGAAGCUCCAGGUAUCUUCUGGAAAAUGA